AAUUCCCACUGUUUAAUCAUAUUUGGCUAGCAAUUGCCAUUUUGCUAAAACGCCUUGUUUUAUGAUUAUUGUUGUUGAUUAUUUAACAUUGAGCCGUGACAGAAUGCUAAUUGCUCAUAGCAAUGAAGAUUAUAUGGUGUAUAGUCUCAUUCACGCUUGCUCCAUAUAGUCCAUAUACUCCCGAGACUCAACACGAGUCGAGUCUUUUUUUACUUAACCUCAACCAUUAAAUUAUUCGAAAGUCGUACGACUUGCGAUAAAUUUAUAAUUUCACAAAGAAUAAGGAAUACAAAAAUUUAGUAAUCAUGGCAGAGGCAAUGAAGCAGAAACUUGUAGAAAUGCUGAAGGGAAUUGAAAGAUACAAUCCAGAAAAUUUGUCAUUAUUACAAAAAUACGUAGAAAUUCAAGUUAAUGAGAAUGCUUAUGAUCUUGAUGCCAAUUUGGCUGUUCUAAAGUUAUACCAAUUAAACCCUCCACAAUUCGACAAAGAUGUUACUUGUCAAAUUCUUUUAAAAGCUUUAACAAACUUACCUCAUACUGACUUUGUGCUUUGCAAGUGUUUAUUGAAUGAGAGGAUUAUGCAAGAUCCAGAUAUUGCUAACAUUUUAUAUUUAGCUAAUAUGUUAGAAGGGUGCCAGUUCCAGUUGGCUUGGCAACAAAUAGACAAAAUGAACAAUAUUUGCUGUAGAAUUAUGGGAUUUAAUGAUUCUAUCAGAAAAUUUGUCUGCCACGUCGUCGGUAUAACAUUCCAAACAAUCAACGAGUCUCUUUUAGUUGAACUAUUAGGUGGAAAAUAUCAAGUUAAUGAAAAUGUAUUGAGUCAAUGGAUCAAGAAGUAUGGAUGGAGGAUGGAGGAACGUGCAGAGAGUGGUAACAUUAUUUUUAUUGCAAACCAAGAUGAAAAUAUUAAGACUAAGAACAUAACAGAAAAAAUUGAUUUUGAUAAUGUCGCUGGAUUGAUGGCUGCUUGUUUGUAAUUUAACAAAUUAAAAACAUUUUUAAAUGAAAUUUUUAUUUUCAUUUCAUAUGUGUCAUACAUAAAUUCUGAUGAUGUUGAUAUAAAUUUGUUAUCAUUCAAAUCACCUUAAAUUGGAAAAUAACAUCAAUUUUUUUACUGAAAAUCUAUUGAAAAAUUUCGUGUUUUACAAAUACACUUAUACAAAUCAUUAUAACAUAACAAACUUUACAAUAAAAUUAACAUUGAUAAAAUAUAUAUAUAUAUU
Molecule: messenger RNA, 1223 nt
Organism: Phymastichus coffea
Lineage: Eukaryota; Metazoa; Arthropoda; Insecta; Hymenoptera; Eulophidae
Gene: eIF3k
Product: eukaryotic translation initiation factor 3 subunit K
Exons: 4
Coding region: 306-977 (223 amino acids)
Biological process (GO): regulation of translational initiation
Cellular component (GO): eukaryotic translation initiation factor 3 complex; cytoplasm
Molecular function (GO): translation initiation factor activity; ribosome binding
Source: RefSeq, a predicted model, not a curated record